AUGAACUUUCGUUUUGGUAAUUCUUGUUUAUUUUUAUUGAUUUGGCCAGUUAAAAGGCUUAAAAUUGAAAAAUUUGGAUUUUUGUCAUGCCGAACUUUAAGAGUCGAUUUGACUUUCCAAAACAAAAGUUUGUGUUUCUUACUAUUCUAAAUAACAUUAAUAAAAACGUGUUUUUAAUCUAGAAAUUUUUCAAUUUUUAGUUUGGACUACUGAAGUUUUUGGAGAUGUUUCAUCGUAUAACAUGUCACUCGCAGGCUUCAAUUGCUUAUAUCGUUAUAAACACGAGUAAAAUGAUACGGAAAUUAAAAAUAGGGUUAUUUUAUGACUUUUUAAAGUAUUCUCAUUCCUGGGCAGGUCAUUUUAGUCGUGGGGGAGAUAAAAAAAUUUUUUCAACGGCAUAUAUUUUUUUUCUAAAAUUAAAACUAAAAUUGUGUUUUAGUAUUUAAUUCUAGGUCAAUGUGGAUCAUGUUGGGCAUUCUCCAUCACUGCCGUCGUGGAAUCAUUGAACAAAAUCCAUAAUAAUGUGUUGGUAUCAUUGUCUGAGCAGGAGCUGGUCGAUUGUGACAGUCGUGACAGUGGAUGUGGUGGCGGAUUCAGAGGAUGGGGAUUCGAGUAAGAUUUUCUUAAAUUUUUAUUUUUUACUUGGAUUUUUUGUAAAAUACGGUCUAUGAUUUGCUUAGAAAUAAAAUUUUGGGUAUGGGCACGAAAGUUUGAAUUUCGAAAAAACUUCUGUUUAUAUUUUAAAAAUUUCAAAAACCAAUCAAUAUUAUGUGAAAAUAAGCCCUUAUAUUCAUAGUUACAGUAUAAAAAUUCCCAAAAAAUAUUUUAAUUUCAGUUUUGUGAAAAAGACCGGCCUAGUACCAGAAGAGUACUAUCAGUACCAAGGAAUGGCAGCACAGUGCAGGAUGCCUUCCCAUGAUUUGCCACGUGUCUUUGUUGAUCAGAUCUACACUUUCGAUGGAGAUGAGGAGGAAAUGGCCGACUGGGUGGCUACUAAAGGUCCUAUCACUAUUGGUAAGCUCUUACCUUGCUUUUGUUUUUUUUAAGUUUUUAGGUUACAAAAAGGAAUAUAAAUGUUAAUUAUAGUUAUUUUAAUAUGAGAUAUAGGUUUUUUAUUGAUUGUUGUAUCAGUUUUUAUGAUUAAAAUUUGAAUUUUAAAAAUCCCGCCAAAAUUGGCAUUGUGUUUCAAUACUUGAUUUUGGAAUUUUAGGUAAAAAAGAGUAAAAAUUAUAAAAUUAGAGCGGUUAGUGAAUGAAAAAGGCAUUUUUAUGGUGUUUUAGAUGAUAAAAUUUGAAUUUUUAAAAUCCCGCCAAAAUUGGAAUGAUGUUUCAAACUAGAAUUAGGCUUAGGAAUGUAAAAAUAUAGAACUGUAGGACUUAUUCAAGCAUUAUUCUACUAUGAAAUGUACUUUUCGAAACAAACCGUAAUAAAAAUGGCAUUUCAGGUGUAAACGUAACCCGUGGUAUGUUCGCCUACAAAAGCGGAGUAUUCGACCCAACUGAAUUCGACUGUACUACCAACUCUUUGGGAUCCCACGCCUUGGCAGUAAUUGGGUAUGGUGUGGAAAAGGGCCAAAAGUACUGGCUUUUGAAGAAUUCGUGGGGUCCAGCGCACGGUGAAGCUGGCUACAUCAAGAUGAGACGAGGCGUGAACUCGUGCGGGUUCGCCAAGAAUGUCUACACAGCUUUGAUUACUAAGUAG
Bursaphelenchus okinawaensis is the source of this 1701-nucleotide messenger RNA. Lineage: Eukaryota; Metazoa; Nematoda; Chromadorea; Rhabditida; Aphelenchoididae. The record is from the annotation of a GenBank genome assembly.